Messenger RNA from Lytechinus pictus (painted urchin), 3428 nucleotides. RefSeq lists its product as uncharacterized. Gene Ontology annotation, biological process: protein monoubiquitination. NCBI's taxonomy places the organism in Eukaryota, Metazoa, Echinodermata, Echinoidea, Temnopleuroida, Toxopneustidae. The record is from RefSeq and is a predicted model, not a curated record. Gene Ontology annotation, molecular function: zinc ion binding; ubiquitin protein ligase activity. Bases 345 to 1865 code for a protein of 506 amino acids. The transcript has 2 exons.
GAUAAAGAUAAUUACAAUCGGACUGUCAACAUUAGGUGUUACAGUCAAACCCAUGAAGCCGGUUCCAAACCAAGCAGUAAUAUAUCAUUGGAAAUAAUGUAAACAAUUUUUUCGGUAUCGGAUCGGUUUCGCCGUUGUGACUGUGACAUAAAUUGGUAGGAUGUUCCCCACGCAGGAAGCGAGCGAAGCGGAAUUUAACAUUUAGCAUUCAAGACAAUAAGUUAGAGUAUGAUUCUGCUUCCGUCAUAUUGGGUGGUGAAUUCUAGAGGAUAUUAGAACUGUAAUUCAUACUCUUACUGUUUUAAUGAUUAGACAUAAAAAGAAUCCUGUAGGAAAAGGAUGAAAUGGCUUUGAGAAGGAAAUCUUCUAGCCCUUCAAAAAACUUGACAUGCCCACUUUGCUUCGAUAUCUUCGUCGAGGCAAGCAUUCUUCCGACAUGUGGGCACACUUUCUGUCGGGGGUGCCUAAGGAACUACGGACAAGCCCAUCCAAAUAAUAACCACAUGGUGUGCCCAGUCUGCAGGAAGGUCUCCAAGUUUACUUCUGGAAAACGUUCUGAUGAUUUCCCUCCUAAUGUGACGGUCAACGGAUGCAUAGACGACUACAACGCAAAAAAGAGGGAGACUCGUCCUAAAUGCAAUGCUUGCAGACGACAGAGGGAUGCCGAGUUAUUCUGCAAGACCUGCGACAGGUAUUUGUGUGAUAGGUGUGUGACUGGUCAUCAAGAAAUGGCUUUUAUUUUUGAAGGUCAUGAGACUGUUCCCAUUGAGGAUGUCAUUGAUCAAUCUGCUAAAAAAGACUGCACCCCCAAACAAGAGGACAAAAAGAGUGGAACACGUCCAAAAUGCAAUGCUUGCAGACGACAAAGGGAUGCCCACUCAGUCUGCAAAACCUGCGACAAGUACCUGUGUAAGAAGUGUGUAGCGGGUCAUCAUGAGAUGGCUUUUCUUUUUGAAGGUCAUGAGAUUGUUCCAAUAGAGGGUGGCAAGGGGAAGAAGAAAGGGUGCAAGCGCAAACCUGAACAGAGUCCUCGUCCCAACCUCGGCAGCAACACAAGAUCAGAUCCCAAGUUAAGUGUCAUUAAACGUGUAACUCUACCAGCAUUUGCAUUGGUGUGGGGAAUGACGCGGUACUCUGAUGACAGCGUGGGUAUCCCGUUUGGGAAGGUUGGAUUCGGUGCAGCUGUAAUCAAUUCAGAUGGUAGAGAGCAGCAAUGGCCGUACCCGAACACACGUAAUGGCCUGGAGUAUUUUGAUCUUAUUAUACAGGAAGACAGGUCACUAUGCCUAUCGACGGGUAAUUCAGAAGCACACGUAUAUUCUCCCGAUGGAUCUAAGAAAUCAACCAUUCACGUGAAUGACAAUGGCAAAUUUCUCACCCUUAACAGGAGUCCAUCAGAUGAAAUCAUCAUUACUAACGCUGGAAAACAAGUUUACAUCUAUGACCCGACAGGAUCCACUCUCAAACACGCUGUUCAAACAAGAAACAGGACCGGUCAGGCAGCAGCCACCAGGUCGGGUUUGAUCGUCGCGAGCUCAUGUUGUUUCUUUCCAAGGGUGUUAACAGUCUAUGACAGGGAUGGGAAUGCCGGUGAGUCUAUACAAGCUCCAGAGGGUGUCCGCCUGUAUGCCGCCGUGGAUGAGCAGGACAGGGUGUAUGUAGCGAGUGUUGACAUGCAGAAUAGGAGAGUUGUAAUAAGGCUCUAUGAUCUUGACGAUCUGAACCUGAAGGAAAGAGUUGAAUUCAAUGCGCUCGAUUUGAAAGUGAUGAAUUCAACGUGGUGUUACCUGGUUUCCCUCUCACACGAAAUGCUUGCAUUUGCUUGUAUGAAUCACUUGUAUUUCAUCAAAGUAUCACUGGAAUAAAAUGUACCUCGUUUUUAUAUAAUCCAAACCCAACUGAACUUAAAAUGAUCUACAUUAUUGCGAAUAAUGGACCCCCCCCCCUUCCACAGAUAGUGUAGGACUAAUUUUAUCUGCACAUUAAUCGGUUGUAUUUCUCCGAAAUAUCAAAAUUUGAAUGUAAACUGUUAAUUAUCAACUAAAGAAGAGUGCCUGGUAAGUCUACCACUUCGUCGCACUUUCUUUUAAUGAAAAUGAAAUAUAUAUAUCGUUAAUUCGUCGUUUUUAUUAAUUAAUUAUUCUCUACUAAUCCUUAACAAAUUUAACUGAGCUAAUAAAUAUUGUAAUAAUAUUUAUUGUUAAAAUAGUUCAAGUGCACGUAUGAAUUAUCAUAUAAUAAUGUAUUAGCAAGUUUAUCAGAUAUUAACUUAAGAAGCUCACUUCUAAUACUUUGUAUUUAUUUAUUUAUGUUAUUUUAUUUUGUUUCCAGGCAAAAGGCAACAAUAAUAUGUACAAGAGGAAGAUAAUACCACCCACUAGUGCCUGUGGGUGACUAUUAAAAAGAAAAACUAGUUUCUAUUAUGAAGCUCUCCUCACUAGUCGGGGUUUCAAAAUAUACAAAAAUAAAAUGGGUAUUAAAUGACAAUAAAUAUUUUCUUUCAAGGUAGUUCAAGAAAAAGUGUACGUAUUAUUUUCGUAUACAAGUAGUUUUGUCAGGUAUUAUACAUUCAACUGGAUUCAUGCUAAAAUUUCUACCAUGUUGUGUUUAUGUUUUGCUCAUGUAGUAGGAGGCUGCAUUCUAUUAGCUUCGCUUUUUAGUAGCUUCCUCAAUUUCCGACCUGAUAUAUGUGGUUAUCUUGAUUGUUAUACAUAUAAAGUUUUCUGGUUUUAUUGAUUAUAAUUAUAUCAAGAUGUAUGUAACAAAACUUAUUGUAUAUGAUUGGUGGAAGUGGAAAAUAAAUGAAAUGAAAUAAAAUAAAAUGAGCGAACUGAUGAUGCCAUAAUCCUCAUUUAUAUUAUUUUGUAUUAUGACAUUAUCGUUUAUCCGCGAAGACAACCGUUGGUCUUUCAACCGAUUUACUAUAAUCACUGCUAUAACUAUAACUUUAACUAUAACCGGUGUAUUGGCUCAGUUGGUAGAGCGUUCGUCUCACAACCGGGAGGUCAGGGGUUCAAACCCCGACCGCGUCCGACCAAAAGACGUUAAAAGAUGGGAGUUGCUGCUACCCUGUUUGGCGUUCAACAAUUAUUAAAGAGAUAGAGCCUCGUCGAUCUGGCUGCCGGGCCCACGAUCAAUUGGGCAAAGCAAAUUUUCGGAGUAUUUCAUUUCAUGUCUAUUUCGACCAAUAAAUUAUGGAUUUUCAUCAUCUUUUCAUUUUUUCAUCAUUUUCAACUUUAAUGCUUAGGAGACAUGAUUUUGACUGAAAAUAUGGAAACAUUAUGAUUUGUUGAAAUGAUUUUAGGAAAAUAUUUGUUUAGGCAUAAAAUCAUAACCCAUCUAUUGCAUAUUCGUGAUGGCCGUAUGAAAUUGUUUUCACAAAAUAUUGCUGGACUUUGAAAUUAGAUCGACUUCAUUUUUCAAUCUGA